AAGCCGUUAGAUGGUUUGCGAAUUACCACAACUGACUGUCUGUUUGACGAUAGAAUGUGUGCAACGUACGUGGCAUAUACAAAAAAGAAGAAGCGUGAUGUAUCUACUGUCAGUAAGCGUAGUACUGUAGCUGAUUUUAUUCGUGGAGAUAAGGUUCUUUGCAAUACUCAUUGGAAGGACGUGGAUGAGGUUCUUUUUCCCAUAUACGUGAACACUCAGAAACAUUGGAUUUUGGGACGUUUGGUCUUUAAAGAGAGAUGCAUAUAUGUCUAUAAUUCCAUGCAAUCAGCUUUGUCGAGGGCUCUUGGAAUGGAAGCAGCCACGAAAUAUUCAGUUCUCAUUCCUCUGUUUUGAACUCGUAUGAAUAUUUAUCAAAUGAGGAGCGACAUUGAUUUUAACUCUCCUGCUUAUCAGAAUAAGGAUUUUUGUGAUCCUUUCAAUAUUGUAUCUGUUUCCAGCCUUCCAGAGCAACAAGAAACUGAUUGUGGAGUGUUCACUCUCGCGUUUGCAGAGCAUUUGAUUCAUAAUAAACCUAUUCCGUUGACUCUGUAUAUUAAUCGCUAUCGGAUGCGUCUCUCAUAUCUGUUGUACCGAUAUGGCAUGAUGAAGAAUGCGGAAAAUAUUGUUAGUGAUGAAGAGAUUGAAUCGAAGAAGAACGAUGGAAAAGCAACAAAAAAGGGAAGAAAAAGGUGUCAGAUUAGUAAAUGUUUAGUUUUUUAA
This is a messenger RNA of Mercurialis annua (annual mercury), 720 nucleotides long. RefSeq lists its product as uncharacterized. The record is from RefSeq and is a predicted model, not a curated record. Lineage: Eukaryota; Viridiplantae; Streptophyta; Magnoliopsida; Malpighiales; Euphorbiaceae. Gene Ontology annotation, molecular function: cysteine-type peptidase activity. The transcript is spliced from 3 exons. Bases 361 to 720 code for a protein of 119 amino acids. Gene Ontology annotation, biological process: proteolysis.